UUCGACUUCUGUCUGCUGUCUGCUGUUCAUGUUUAUGAGUUCAUUCGUUGUCAAAACUCAAAUCCCAAAAUAAAACAAUUAAUUGUUGAUCAAGUUUUGCACAAAACACAUUUUGCGGCUCGCCAUACUCUUCUCCAAGCAGUACGCACACUUUUAAAAUUUUCAUUUCCCAAUCAAUAAAUAGAAACGGCUCUUUUUCAAUCGAAUUUAAUUAAGUUUUGUUUAUUUUUUGUGUGUGUGUUUAAAGUUUAUAAUGGAAUCAGGAUUCCUUAACGAAACAAAAACAAUACUUAAAUCCUUGGUUAUAUCCUCUCCCAAUGGUAUGACUGUUGACAGACUCAAUAGGGAUUACAAGGAAACAGUUGGAGAAUGGAUACCUUUUAAAAAACUUGGUUACCAAAACUUAGAACUUUUUCUAAAGUCAGUUCCUGAUACGUUGGUGCUAACUGGACAUGGACGAGAGGCAAUGGUUGGAUUCGUUUGCAGUGAAAAAACACAGCACAUAAAUGAAUUGAUAAAAAAACAAAAGAAUACAACACGCGACAGGAAAGCAGCUAUGCGGCUUCAACCAGCUUUAUCAAACUCACACUCAAUACCUGCAAGGCCUACUCAAAAUAAAGUCUUUAACCAGCCAGUGUCUAAAGUUUACUGUACAUAUAAUCCUAAACCCAUUCCAAUCAACAGCUACGUCCAUCUCUAUCAACCCCAACAAAAUGUAUAUCUGCAAAAUUUAUACCAACAAAACUUAUAUCACCAAAAUUUAUUACAACAACAAUUAUAUCAGCAAUGUUAUCAACCAAACUUUCAAAGUAAACCUAAAAGUUUCCUUCCCGAAAAAUCAAAUCCUCAAAUAAAUCGGACAACAUCAAAUGUCAAUAUAAGAAAAUCACAACCUCCCUCCACUGACUCCAAAAUAAAUUUUAACCAAACUGACAUAAAUAAAAAAACACCCGCGAUUAAUGUGGACAAAAGUAGUAUCUCACUUAAAGAAAAGAACACCAAGAGUUUGUUAUCCGAACCGAAAGACCCAAAAAGUAUCUUCGUUGAUGUACAAAAUUCAAAUAACACUUUACCUCGGAAUGAUAAUCUAAAGAACAGUAUAGAAGAUAAAAAUAAUUCAAAUGAAAGUUCCAAUAAGGCGACGUGUUCAAAGACUUCAGCUAAAAUAAUAUUUCCUUCAAAGAGCAAUGUGAAAGAAAUGAAAUCAGACAAGAGCGUUGCUCCAAACAAUAAGUCACGCCAUGAAGUCGAGUUAAGUUGUAGUAAGAAUAAAAGUGAUACUUCCCUUAAGGUGCAAGUGCAACAAAAAAAUACCACUGCUUUACAGACUAAUCCAAAGAACUCUUCAGAUAGUUUAAUAAAGUUCCCAAGUGUUCCUAUCAAGUUCAGUACGAAAAAAAAACUGACUGAAAAAAUCAUAAAACGUCCUGAAUUACCAACAGUCUCUGAGUUACAAGCACUGAUACAUCCUAAGCCAAAAUCAGCUGAUCCCGAUGUAACAUCUCUAGUCUCUAAAACAUCUUCAACUGUCGAUAAUGUUAACAAAAGCAGAUAUAUCACCGAUCCAUUCUCAACAAUGGACUCGAGUGAUAAUGAUAUUGACGAAGCCAUACCAGAAUUCGCAGCGGACUACCGCGUGUUUCAUGUUGACUUUCCUGAAAAUACUGUGCCAUUUGGAAAGAAGAUACCUAGUGUUCAACUUCCGAAAGAUUUUACAAAAGGAGCUGUCAUUGGCGUUUUUAUUUCAGAGAUUCACAGCCCAUUUAAGUUUUGGUUUCACCCUCAUAAAGAAAAUCAUGAGCUUGAUGUUCUUAUGAGCGGAAUAGAGUCCUUUUAUGAACGUCUUGGAGACGCUGAUUUACUUAUCCCAAAGUCAUGUAUCACUCCAGGACAGGUGUGUGUUGCCCUAUACAAUGACAUGUGGCAUCGAGCUGAAAUAUUAUCAACUGUAACUAAAAACAAUGUCAAGGUUCUCUUUGUUGACUAUGGAACGGUUUCGAAAGUCGAAAUUUGUCAUAUUAAAUAUCUACAAAAUCGAUUCGCUGAAACACCUGCGCAAGCUAUUCGUGGUUCUCUGUCACAUAUCAAACCAAUAUCUCAAGUGUGGCACAAGCGGGCAAUUCAGGAAUUCCUUUCAUUAGUAGCCGAAAUUUUUCUUUAUGCGCAGAUCGUAGAAAUCGAUGAAAAUGAAUCCACAGUCUACAUGGUGUUGUGUGAUACAAAUAGUGGCCAAACUAUACAAAUCAAUAAGCUGUUGGUUGAUAGAGGAUUUGCUAGACUUGAUAGUGAAUGGGACGAGAACAAAAUCAAACAGAAUGGAUAUAGAAAACGUCACCCGCGGGAUAUUUUUCCAACGUUUGAAAUGUUGGAGACUGGGGAAUAUCCAUCGUUGUAUGAAUUAGAACAGUUACUGGCGCAAGGCAUCGAUUACGAAAAAAUAACUGACAAAAUUAUACUCUCCAAUUUAAGCAAUCAUAAUUUGCACGAAAGAUAUUCUUCUCAUGUAGAAAAAAUGUCGUUUAAUCUAUUGGACACAAAUCCCUUUAAAAGUGAUAUUAUAUCUGAAAUUGUUUCCUUAAAAAUGUUUGAUAAAUAAUAACAGCACAUUGAUAUAAAUAUACAUAUGUUUUCACAUUAAUUUCAUUCUCCAUCCCUCCAUUAACAUAUUAUGUAUUUAUGUAUAUAGAAAGUAUAUUUAACUAAAAAUGUAAAUUCUGUUCCAUUCAUUAAAAUUCAGGAAUUAAAUAUAAGAUUCUAAAAUUUCUCAUU
Molecule: messenger RNA, 2769 nt
Organism: Eupeodes corollae
Lineage: Eukaryota; Metazoa; Arthropoda; Insecta; Diptera; Syrphidae
Gene: tej
Product: tudor domain-containing protein 5
Exons: 10
Coding region: 254-2596 (780 amino acids)
Biological process (GO): spermatogenesis
Source: RefSeq, a predicted model, not a curated record